Drosophila serrata is the source of this 4439-nucleotide messenger RNA. It is a transcript of the gene sfl, whose product is annotated as N-deacetylase and N-sulfotransferase sfl. The record is from RefSeq and is a predicted model, not a curated record. Gene Ontology annotation, cellular component: Golgi apparatus. Gene Ontology annotation, molecular function: deacetylase activity; hydrolase activity; heparan sulfate N-sulfotransferase activity. NCBI's taxonomy places the organism in Eukaryota, Metazoa, Arthropoda, Insecta, Diptera, Drosophilidae.
AACCAGCAACAACAAAUUGAAAUAGCAGCGUCGUUCUGUUCGUUCUUUGGCUCUCUGUUUUGUGCCUCACAUUCGUUGCAUUUGCGAGACUCAGCUGUGCAAUUCUGCCCUUGUGUUGGUGAGCGCAACACGUUUGUGUGCGAGAGAGAAGGAGAGCGAGGCGCUCUGCCGCCGUAGACGUAGCCGUCGCUGCCGACGCGGGCAGCGUGCGUCACCGAUGCGACAGUUUUCUAAAAGUACAACUAAAGAGGAAAUUGAUGGUCUUAUAAUAUAAGAGGACGACCCACUGGGACGAAGGCGGUCAAUGUCUGAUUGCGAGUGGACAGUCGGAAACUGGGUCUCUCUGCUCCCCCCACCCAUAAUAUAUGACUGAUAAUGGCCGGUUUGGAGCUGGAAGCACAACAGCAGCAACGACAAUGGCCAAACAAAAUGAAUACUUGAAAAUUUGGAAACAUAUCAAAUGGCGAAAUGAAAAGUAAACAAAGCAAACGAAUUGAAUCGGAAUAUUAUUAUGAAAACGAGAUUUAUGCGAAAACGAAACAGAGAAGCAAGAAGCACACAAAGAAUACCCAGAAUUUAUAUAUUUAUAGAACUUAUUGGGCAAUCGCAACGUAAACAUUGAUGAAGCGAAAUCAAGUGCCAUAGUGAAAAAAAGCGCGAGUGUUUUUAUUUUAUUUUCGUUUUUUAAGUUCUACUUAGUCAAUACUGAAAUCACACGACAUAUCGCCGGGGGAAUUACUAUAUAUAUACAUACAUGAAAAUAGGGCAGAUAUAUAACCACCGCAACAAUAUGACAAUAUCAGCAAGCAUCCAACAUAAUAACAAUGCAAAUCGCAAAUAUGAAAAACUCAUUAAGCAGCCGCAAUUGCAGUUUGGAACGUCCGUGACCGGAACCCAAACGGAUGCGAAUGCCCAUGCGGAGCCUUCGGCGGAUGCUGCGGCAUUCAGCAGCGAUGGCAGUGCGAAUUCGGGCAAGGACUUUACCCAUUUCAAUAAGCAUUUUGACAAUGGUCAUGCCAUCACAGAUCGCACAAUGCUGCUGCCUCCGGAGGACGAUGUCGCCGCCACCAACGGCAUUGUCACGUACAAGGGGAAAUCGAAUGGGAAGGGAACGAGCGGCCAUGGGAAUGGCAAUGGAAGUAUCAGCCUGGAGUUCACGGGCAGUCCUCCAAGCACCUCGUCAUCAUCGUCAACGGCAAUUGGCAUGACCGGCAGCAGCAGCAGCAGUAGCAGUUGCCACCUGACAGGUGGUAGUAGUGGAGGAUCCUCCUGCUCCGGCUCCAGCCAUUGUUGUAAUUUAAUUGCUCGUCGCUGCUUCGGCAUCAACGUGCGGCGAUGUGUCUUUGCCCUGCUGGCCAUUACGAUGGCUAGCAUUUUCUACUAUACGCAUUACGUCGACACGGGCAUGUUUAAUGGUCUCAUACAACGCGACACUCAUCCCGCUCCCAUAAUCAACUGCCGGAUGAUAAAUGCCGGUGGCAAGCAUAUCCGAGAUGCCUCACCAGCGCCAGAUCACAGAUCCGAGGCUCGUCUGAGGAUAGAUCCCAAGGUAUUGGUCUUUGUGGAGACCACAUACUCCGGCCUGGGACGUGACAUAGCCGAGCUGCUCGUCUACAAUCGGAUCAAAUACAAAAUCGAAGUGGCAGGCAAAAGCCUACCCGUGCUCACCAAUCUCGACAAGGGUCGCUAUGGAGUGAUUGUGUUCGAGAACCUGGACAAGUACCUCAACAUGGACAAGUGGAAUCGCGAGCUGCUGGACAAAUACUGUCGCGAGUACUCCGUGGGAAUUGUGGGUUUCGUCAGUUCCAGCGAGGAGACCCUGGUGGGUGCUCAGCUCCGGGACUUUCCGCUCUUUGUCAACACCAAUCUAAGGUUGAGGGACGCCAGCUUGAAUCCCAGUUCAUCGGUGCUCCGGUUAACCAGAGCGGGCGAGACCGCUUGGGGAGCCCUGCCCGGCGAUGAUUGGGCAGUGUUCCAGCAUAAUCACAGUACCUACGAGCCGGUGGAGUGGGCUCAGCGGAAUACCCAGGAAUAUCCGGCGGAUAGUGUGGGCCAGGUGCAGCUGCCACUGACCACAGUUCUCCAGGACCGCGGUCAUUUGGAUGGCAUCCAGAGAGUGCUCUUCGGGAGCAGUCUGAGAUUCUGGCUGCACCGCUUAGUCUUCCUGGAUGCCCUCAGUUACCUGAGUCAUGGACAGCUCAGCUUGAACCUGGAGCGGAUGAUACUCGUGGAUAUAGAUGACAUAUUCGUGGGAGAGAAGGGCACUCGGCUGCGACCCGACGAUGUGAGGGCGCUGAUAGCCACCCAAAAGAAUAUAGCAGCAAUGGUGCCUGGCUUCCGCUUCAAUCUGGGCUUCUCCGGCAAGUACUAUCAUCAUGGAACGCGAGAGGAGAACCUCGGUGAUGACUUUCUGCUGCAGAAUGUCCAGGAGUUCAACUGGUUCUCGCACAUGUGGAAGCACCAGCAGCCGCAUCUCUACGACAACCUGACGCUCCUCAUGGCCGAAAUGCAACUGAACUAUGCCUUCGCCUUGGAUCAUAAUAUACCCACGGAUUCGGGUUACUCCAUAUCGCCGCAUCACUCAGGUGUGUAUCCCGCCCAUGAGUUGCUCUACCUGGCCUGGAAGAAGGUGUGGAACGUGAAGGUGACCUCCACGGAGGAGUAUCCGCAUCUGAGACCAGCUCGUCUAAGGCGGGGCUUCAUCCAUCGGGAUAUAAUGGUGCUGCCGAGGCAAACCUGUGGCCUGUUCACACACACCAUGUACAUAGACCGAUAUCCCGGUGGCAGGGACAAGCUGGACGAGUCCAUCCAGGGCGGCGAGCUCUUCCAGACGAUCGUCUACAACCCCAUCAACAUCUUCAUGACGCACAUGUCCAACUAUGGGUCAGAUCGUUUGGCCCUGUACACAUUCCAGUCGGUGAUCAAGUUCCUGCAGUGCUGGACCAACCUCAAGUUGGCCUCGGCACCGCCCAUUCAGCUGGCCGAGAUGUACUUCCGCCUGCACCCGGAGGAGGUGGACCCCGUCUGGGGCAAUCCCUGUGACGAUGUGCGGCACAAGAAGAUCUGGUCGAAGACCAAAAACUGUGACUCGCUGCCCAAGUUCCUGGUGAUAGGCCAAAAGACCGGCACCACCGCCCUCUACACAUUCCUCUCGAUGCACGGCAGCGUGGCAAGCAAUAUCGAUAGUCGGGAUACCUUCGAGGAAGUGCAGUUCUUCAAUGGGAACAACUACUAUCGAGGCUUGGACUGGUAUAUGGACUUCUUUCCCUCGGAGGUCCUGCCCAAUACGAGUUCCCCGAUGCCCACGCAGCUGGGAUCGCCGAGGUACAUGUUCGAGAAGAGUGCCACCUACUUUGAUGGAGAGGCGGUACCCAAAAGGACACAUGCCUUGCUGCCACACGCCAAGAUCGUCACGAUUCUGAUAUCGCCGGCGAAGAGGGCGUACUCCUGGUAUCAGCAUCAAAAGGCCCAUGGCGAUGUGAUAGCCAAUAACUAUAGUUUCUAUCAGGUCAUAACGGCGGGCGACGCCGCACCCAGGUCGCUGAAGGAUCUGCGCAAUCGCUGCCUAAACCCGGGCAAGUACGCCCAGCACUUGGAGCACUGGCUGGCCUACUAUCCCGCCCAGCAGCUGCACAUCAUCGACGGCGAGCAGUUGCGCCUGAAUCCCGUCGAUGUGAUGAACGAGCUGCAGCGCUUCCUGAAAAUCCAGCCGCUGCUCGAUUAUUCAAAUCACCUGCGCUACGACGUGAAGAAGGGCUUCUACUGCCAGGCCGUCAGCGAGAAGCGCAAUAAAUGCCUGGGCAAGUCCAAGGGUCGCCAGUAUCCGACGAUGGAUGAGCGCAGUGCCAAGAUGUUGCAGCGCUACUAUCUGAAUCACAAUACGGCGCUGGUGAAGCUGCUCAAAAAGCUGGGGUCGCGGCCGAUACCACAGUGGCUCAAAGACGACCUGUCCACGGGCACGUGAUAGCAACUCAUCGGCGGCGGAGGAGCAGGACCAGGUGGAGGUGGCUCUGGAGGCGGCAUCAAGUAUCGCAAAUUGCGGGCAAAACUCAGGAAACAGUUGCGUUGGCUGCAUCUGGCGGCCGAGAGCACUGAAAAGGCUCAGUCACAACGGCGACGAAGGCUUCACAACUGACAGGACGACGAAGGGGAGGUGGAAAUGUUUAACAUAAGAAAAGCAUAUACUCGUUCCUGUUCUGAGCUCUUAUUUUGAUAUAUUUUUCUGCAAUCGAAAUUAAUAAGGUUUAAGGCAAGACAAUAUCAAUGAGUACGAUGCGUAACGCCAUAUAACAUAAGGGUUUACAGUAAAUGCUUUAGGAUUUAAUUCAAAUGUAACUCUCUUUAGAAAACUCAAUCCAUGUAAAUAUGUUUAUCUUAUUCAAACAAUUUCUUUGUAUUCUAUAUAACAAAUGUAUUACAAAUUGUUAGCCUAAAAGGAA